GAAAUCUUAUAAAAACACGAAUGGAUUAGUGCGUAAGCUCGACCAUUGAUGACUGAAGUCAUACAUGUGGAAAGACGCAUUCCCACCUCAAAACGUAACAUCAGUAAAGUGGAUGAUGAGAGAGUGCGCGUUCAAAAAUCCCCCAGAUACCUGUAACAAACCAUGUGACGUUUCUGAACGCAAUGAAGCAUUCACAGUUAAUCUAUCGACGCCGCGAGUGUGUAAGAGCUACAACUUUUCUCAGUGAGAUUGCCGUUUCUCGAGAGAAUAAAUUCUGACAGUAGUAAUCUUUGUCAGAAGAAAUGCAUUGGAGCUCAAUUUGUUCAUCAAUCUACGCUAUUCUGUGGUUAACAGUUAUAUCUACGCAAUGGUCAGUUCCCAGCGCACAAUGUUUAACACCAAUGGCGAAACGUGGAAGCUGCGUAAAGAUAAAUCAGUGUCCAAAACUGUUCGCACUAGCAACGAGCAGUAUCAUAUCUCGCGAUGCUGGCGAACUGCUGAAAAAGAGUAAAUGCGGAGAAUUAAAAGUUUGUUGUGAAGAACCCUCAGUUAUCGGGUUAGAAAACGACAACAACCCACCGCAAACGAUCGUUUUUUCUCAACCCACCAGACCAAUUACUACUCAAACUACCAGAACUACUACCACUUCUACCACUACCACUACUACAACAACAACUACUACUACUACUCCUACUACUACUCCUACUACCACUAAUACCACACCAAAAAGCACACGCAUGGAGAUAGAACUACCUGAUGAGACAGUUUGCGGCAUCGAGAACUUGAGCGACCGAAUUUACGGCGGAUCAGUCACCGGGUUAGAACAAUUUCGGUGGACAGUAGCCUUAGAGUACAACGUCAAUGGUUUCAGAGAAGUGAAAUGCGGCGGUACGCUUAUCAAUACUCGUUUCGUUAUUACCGCUGCGCACUGUGUCUGGAAAUUAAGUCCUGAACAAUUGACCUUGCGGCUUGGAGAAUGGGACCUAAAUCAGGAUCCGGACUGUGACGAGUAUUCAAACUGCAACCCGUCGGUCCUUUUCAAAGGAAUUGACCGAAUAAUAGUUCAUGCAGAUUUCAAAGGAUUCAAAACACACGAUAUAGCUUUACUACGAAUGCGAACGGCUCUACCUCGGGAUUACACAAACCACAUUCUUCCCAUAUGUCUGACGAGAACGCAAAAACUUUUAGAACAGUCAUUGGAGGACUUCAAUGUUACUGCUGUUGGGUGGGGCUUCACUGAAUCGGGAACAAGAAGCAAUCAGAAGAUGAGUACCAACUUAGUAGUCACUAGCUUGCAAAGCUGCCAGGAUGAUUUGAGGGCAUUUUUGAAGUACACAGUACUGAAUAAGUCACAUAUUUGUGCCAAAUCGCCGACCCAUGAAAAUCGUGAUGCUUGCAACGGUGAUUCCGGAGGACCGUUGAUAUCCAAUUUGAAUGGUAACUGGUAUCUAGUUGGUAUUGUAAGCUUUGGGCUGCCUUGCGGGAAAACGAAGCUGCCCGGUGUGUAUGUCAGAGUGAACACUUACCUGGAUUGGAUUAGGGAAAAUAUUCAAUAAAUCUGUACGGGUAGAAUUCACAUGAUUAUCGA
This is a messenger RNA of Wyeomyia smithii (pitcher-plant mosquito), 1588 nucleotides long. RefSeq names its product CLIP domain-containing serine protease B4-like. The coding region runs from base 303 to 1556 and encodes 417 amino acids. NCBI's taxonomy places the organism in Eukaryota, Metazoa, Arthropoda, Insecta, Diptera, Culicidae. Gene Ontology annotation, biological process: proteolysis. The transcript has 5 exons. Gene Ontology annotation, molecular function: serine-type endopeptidase activity. The record is from RefSeq and is a predicted model, not a curated record.